AUGAAGCACUCGAUUGAAUCUGAGGCUAGAGAUGAAGAAUGCCUUAUUAUUCAUGAUGGUCACGAAAGGGGCAAGUCGAUAUUUAAUUUCAGUAAUCAAAUAGCUGAUAUUGGUAAAGUCAUACUUAAGGUGGUGGAUAGGACAGUUAGAACACUUAAUCAAGUUCAAAAUGUUCCAAAUUUGAAGAAAAAUCUCAUCUCGUUGAGUACUCUUAAUUCAAAAUGUUACAAGUUCUUUAGUGAAGGUGGAUCUUUGAGGGUUUGCAAAGGUGUUCGUGUUGUAUUUGGUACAGUACCAUUGGGAUUUGGUUUGAGGUCCAUGUUGAAGAAUACAGUUCGGUUGAUUUUGGAGGAUAUGGGUAAUGAUACUUGGCCACCACUGCAGUGCCAUCGCACUCAAUUGUUAGGAAAAUACCUUAUGAAGAUAGAUAAACUCUUGUUCACUGACCUGUUGAGCCACAUCUCGCGAUUUACCUCCCUCACGAUACUUCAAGGGCAAGGCGAUGGGGCCCUCAAGAAUAAAACAGGUGAUGAUUGCAUCUCGAUAGGACCGGGUUGCUCAAAUGUCAACAUUGAAACCGUCACUUGUGGGCCUAGUCACGGGAUCAGCAUCGGAAGCCUAGGAGUACACAAUUCCCACGCGUGUGUUUCUAACAUAACAGUCAAGAACGUGAACAUAAAAAACUCAGAUAACGGACUGAGGAUCAAGACAUGGCAAGGAGGGACAGGAUCAGUAACGGGAAUAUCAUUCGAGAAUAUUCAAAUGGACAAUGUACGAAACAGCAUCAUUAUCGAUCAAUACUACUGCUUAUCAAAAGCUUGUAGGAACGAGACAUCAGCCGUUUACCUAGCAGACGUGACAUAUAGGAAUAUCAAAGGUACUUAUGACGUAAGAAGCCCUCCGAUACACUUUGCCUGUAGUGAUAGCGUCGCCUGCACGAAUAUCACAAUGUCAGAAGUCGAACUUCUGCCAUACGAUGGCGUACUAGUAGACGACCCUUUCUGCUGGAACGCGUACGGUACUCAAGAGACAUUAACUAUACCUCCAAUUGAUUGCUUGCAAGAUGGGAUGCCUCAGAAACUAGCAGAGAGUUCAUUAUAUGGUUGCUAAAACUGUUCAAAAUUUGAUUGUUUAUGUAUUAGUUUAGAGUACCGUAUAGAAUCCAUCCCUUUGGGAUUUAUUUCUCUCAUAGUGUGAUGAGAAUAUUUGUAUGUUUUUCCAAACUCUACUAUGUAACAGAGUGCAGUUUUACCUAAUAUAUUUAGAGCAUGUCAUUAUUGUGCUAAUAGCGUGUUUGAUAA
This is a messenger RNA of Olea europaea var. sylvestris, 1301 nucleotides long. Its product is annotated as polygalacturonase At1g48100-like. The coding region runs from base 1 to 1110 and encodes 369 amino acids. Lineage: Eukaryota; Viridiplantae; Streptophyta; Magnoliopsida; Lamiales; Oleaceae. Gene Ontology annotation, molecular function: polygalacturonase activity. Gene Ontology annotation, biological process: carbohydrate metabolic process. The record is from RefSeq and is a predicted model, not a curated record. The transcript is spliced from 6 exons.